Molecule: messenger RNA, 1494 nt
Organism: Balaenoptera musculus (blue whale)
Lineage: Eukaryota; Metazoa; Chordata; Mammalia; Artiodactyla; Balaenopteridae
Product: multiple epidermal growth factor-like domains protein 6
Exons: 11
Coding region: 1-1494 (497 amino acids)
Molecular function (GO): calcium ion binding
Source: RefSeq, a predicted model, not a curated record
AUGUUUGGAUUUGUUCAGAUUUUGGAGUUCAGAUCACAAAAUGGGAAACAUUUUGUUGGAUUAGCGUCAUCUGAAAGUGGGAAAGCCUUUCCAGAGCCCUUACCAUCUUUAUCGAUGGACCCCUGCAUGGGUGGAAAUGGAUGUGCUCACAUCUGUCAGAGUGAGCAUGGCGUGGCCAGGAGUGCCGGUCACCCAGGGUACCAGCUGUCUGCAUACAAAAAGGCCUGUGCAGAUGUAAACGAGUGUGCUGAAGGGCUUGCUCCCUGCAGCCAUCGCUGUGUGAACACAGUGGAAUCUUUCACUUGUGCCUGCCACCCUGGUUUUGAGCUGGGAGCUGAUGGAAAACAGUGUUACAGGAUUGAAUUGGAAAUUGUCAAUAGCUGUGAAAAGAAUAAUGGUGGUUGUUCCUGUCACUGUGAACAUGCAGUUGGUGGGCCCUGUUGCUCCUGUAACCAUGGACACUGGCUUGAUUCAGAUGAGAAAACAUGCAUAGACCUUGAUGAAUGUGAGAGUGGAGAAGCCUGCUGGGCCCAGCUCUGCAUCAACUAUUUAGGAGGCUGUGAAUGCAGUUGUCAGGAAGGCUUUAGGAUCAGUUCUGAUGCUUGUGGAUGUGAUGAUGUGGAUGACUGUCUGGAUGUCAGUAUCGUCUGUGACCAACUAUGUGUCAACUCUGUGGGAACCUAUGAGUAUACUUGUGAGGAAGGCUGCAGAAUUGGAAGUGAUGGAAAACCUUGCAUCUUUGAUGAUGAGUUAAAGGAAGAAGAAGAGGAAUUAGACAUUGUGAAGUUUCCAGGUCUUCUAUUCAAGAGCCCACCUCAACUGCUUCAUUAUGUGGCCACCUCUCUGCCUCUCACCCACGAAGAUGAAGAAGAUGAGGAGGAAGAGGGGAAAGGUAUUCGAGGAGAACUGACUGCUUUGCACAGAGUUGGUGCUGACGUAGACAGUAUGGGUCCACUAAGAUGGUAUCGCAUUCCGGUCUGUUUAGAUCAUACCUUCGGACACGAUUGCACGUUGAGCUGUGAGGACUGCAUGAAUGGAGGCUGGUGCCAGGAAGGAAAGAGUGCAUGCUUCUUCCCAGCUGGCUGGGGAGACAUUCUUUGUAACGAAUCUCGUUCCCUAGAGACCAGUGGGAAAGAGUAUGACGGCAUCUGUGAUUGUCAGAACGGAGGCACCUGUGAUCCUCUGAGCUGGCAGUGCCAGUGCCCCUCAGGGGUUCAUGGGAAAACCUGUGAAGACGGAUGCCCAAAAGGAUUCUUUGGGAAGAGUUGCAAAAGGAAAUGUAACUGUGCCAACAGUGGCCAUUGCCACAGGGUGUAUGGCGCCUGUAUGUGUGAGCCAGGGCGCUAUGGGAGGUUUUGUCAUCUGAACCGUCCCAAGGGAGCCCAUGGAGCUGGCUGCACUUCAGAAUGUCAGUGUGUGGAGGAGGACACCCUGGGAUGUAGCGCCAAAAACGGCAGUUGCACCUGCAGAUCUGGUUACCAAGGCAACAGAUGA